This is a messenger RNA of Brassica napus (rape), 7449 nucleotides long. RefSeq lists its product as uncharacterized. The coding region runs from base 191 to 7072 and encodes 2293 amino acids. The record is from RefSeq and is a predicted model, not a curated record. The transcript is spliced from 20 exons. NCBI's taxonomy places the organism in Eukaryota, Viridiplantae, Streptophyta, Magnoliopsida, Brassicales, Brassicaceae.
UCAUUUCCCUGAGUAAAUCGAAUAAUUUAUCGAUCAUUCUCUCUCUCCCAAUCUGCUUCACUCGCCAAACCUCUUUUCUUCGCCGGAACCCUAGGUCCGCUCCAUCAGCUUGAAUUUUCCGUAGAUGAACGUGCGAUUAGGGAACAUCUGAGGUCGGUUUUCGUCGCCGAAUGGAGGGAGGAAUAGCCCCAUGGAUUAUGAUGACAGUGACUUUCAAAACCACAAUCUCCAUUUAGCUGGUGAAGCUAACACUAAGUUUCCUCCGGUGUCUCUUCCAAGGUUUGAUUUUGACGAGAGGUUUGAUAGUUUAGUCGAAACUGAGGGUUUUCUUGGUAUUGAGGGUAACGAAGAUAGUAACUGGAUUGAGGAUUUCUCUCGUGGAAGUAGUGGUGUAGUGUUUAGCUCAGCUGCAACAGAGUCUUGUGCCAUUUCUAGGCAUACUAAUGUUUGGUCUGAGGCUACUUCGUCAGAAUCCGUUGAAAUGCUUUUGAAUUCAGUUGGACAGGAGGACCAAGUCAUUGUAAGAGAGAAAGAUAAUUCUAUCAAGACUUCGGAUGAGCUAGGCUGCACAAUGGAUCAAUUGGAGCCUGGUCAGACAAACCUUGAGACUAUUCUUUCCAAAGAGGAAACUCCCAUCAACCCUUCUGUGGAUGAUACUCCAGGAGACUCCUCCUCUGUGUGCAAGACAGAUGCUGGACAGGAACAGGUCCCGCUGAAAGAUGACUCACCAACUCUUGUGCAGGAGGAGUCGGAAGAUAAUGCCAUUUUGGCUUCAAAUACAGCGGCUGUGCCUGUAGAGGUUGUGGAUACUGCUUGUCAUGAUAAGAUAGGGACUGAGACAACGGAUAGUCUUCUUGACCAAACCGUUGCGGAAAAUAAUGCAGUUUUAGCUCAUGUGAGUUCUGCUGGUCUUGAUUCGAUAGGAACUGAGACGACUGACAGUGUUCAUAACCAAACCGUUACGGAAGAGGCAUCCAUGGAGGAAAACAGUGUCGUUUUACCUUCAGAUACCGGGACUGUAGAGGCUGUGGAUACUGGUGGUCAUGGUAAGAUAAGAACUGAGACUACUUAUAGUCUUCUUGACCAAACACAAGACGAAGCCAACACAGAAUCAAGGAUGGAAAUUGAUUGUAGCCACGGAACUGUACAGACUGGGGUUUCUGCUAGUGGUGAGUUGAAUAAUCAGACCACUUUGCUUCCAGAGGUUUUCAAUGAUGAAAAUGAUAUCAGCGACCACACUGCUAAGUCUGAUUUGAAGGAUAUGGAGCUAUCUGAUGUCACGGUACUAGAAAGAGGGGACCAAGCUCUCUCUGCUCUUGAGGUAGCUGAACCAGACGUUUCAGGGACCCAAUGCCAAGAUCUUCCUGUCAGCAGUGCGAAUACCAGCGCAACUGUUGAAGCAUCUUUGGAACUCACUGGGGUAUUACCAAAUAUAACAAGCAGUGAACAUGAAUCUACUUUUCAGACUGAGACACAUACAGAGAUACUUCGAGUUGAGACUUCAGAAAGUGUUAAUGUUUCACAAAUGGACUCAAUGGUUGAAUGCACAGAUGGUGAUGUGUCUAAUAAGGGUGACAAUAAGGAAGGUAGUGCUCGCAUAUCUUAUCUCAAACAAAGCAUGGAAUUAGCUGUCAAUGCCAAUGAUAGAGAUCAGGAUGCCAAGAGCUCUCAAGUCUUAUCUGAAAGCUUUGUAUCCGAGUCUGUUCGUUAUGUUUCAAGAGACUCUGCAUCCAAGCUGUUGGAGUCAAAUUCUCAGUCUGACACCAUUCCAAAAGAAAAUCCAGGGACUAUGAUUGACAUUAAAGAAUGUAAAGCCUUUCCUCUCAAACCUGAAGAAUCGCAACAUCUAAGCCAAGAUGGAGCUUCUGCUGUCAGUCUUACAUCUUCAGUAGAUUUACAUAUGGUGACUACAUCAUCUGAGGCUAAUGAGCAAGUCAAUUUCUCUGUAACCGAGAAGGUUUUAUCUGGCGAACCUGAAAAUUGCCAAACUGUUUCACCUGUGGAAGCAAGUAAUUCCGGGAUUCAUAUUGCACAACAACCUAGCAAGCAUACUGAAGAUACUCAGCAAAGUACACAAUUUUUCGAUGGUUGUCCUACCUCUGAAGGGGCAAAGGAUGCAGUAGAUGCUGAUGCCGCUGGACAAGUUUUGCCUCAGCAGUGCGAGGAAACAAUUUUAGAAAAAAAUCUAACAGAAGUUGUAGACGUCCCUGAGACUCGGUCAAUUCUGGACAAGGAUGCCUUAAAUGAAAACCCUAAAGCUAGCUCCUUGGCUAAUCUUCGGAGUGAAGCUGUGGCAGAUUGCCAGGAAGAGGAUAAGACUGCUGCAUCCGGUAGGAUUAUGACAUCUGCGACUUCUGUUUCAUACCCCGCUGAUCCGGAUGCCAAGAGCUCUCAAGUCUUAUCUGAAAGCGUUGUGUCUGAGUCUGUUGGUUAUGUUAUAAGAGACUCCGCAUCCAAGCUGGUGGAGUCAAAUUCUCAGUCUGACACCAUUCCAAUAGACAAAUCAGGGACAAUGAUUGACGGUAAAGAAUGUGAAGCAUUUCCUCUCAAACCUGAAGAAUCGCAACAUCUAAGCCAAGAUGGAGCACCUGCUGUCAGUCUUACAUCUUCAGUAGAUUUACAUAUGGUGACCACAUCAUCUGAGGCUAAUGAGCAAGUCAAUUUCUCUGUAACCGGGAAGGUUUCAUCUGCCGAACCUGAAAAUUGUCAAACUGUUCCACCCGUGGAAGCAAGUAAUUCAGGGGGUCCUAUUGUACAACAACCUAGGAAGCAGACUGAAGAUACUCACCAAAGUACACAAUUUGUCGAAGGCUGUCCUGCCUCUGAAGGGCCAAAGGAUGCAGUAGAUGCUGAUGCCGCUGGACAAGUUUUGCCUCAGCAGUGUGAGGGAAGAAUUUUAGAAGAAAAUCUAGCAGAAGUUGUAAACGUCCCUGAGUUUCAGUCAGUUCUGGACAACGAUGCCAUAAAUGAAAACCCUAGCGCUAGCCCCUUGGCUAUGACUGCUGCCGGUGGGAUUAUGACAGCUGCGACUCCUGUUUCACACCCCACAGAUUCGUGGAAUAAAAGGAUGUGCACUCAUCGAAAACAUAUACCUGUCCUUGCGGAUAUUGCAGGUGGUGUAAUUGAAAUAGGAGUGUCCUGUGCUUCUACAAGUUCUGAGCCUUUUGUAAAGUCCCAUGUUGCUGGAACUGAAAACGCUGCUACAAAUUUAGGGUCUCCUGUCAUUUCUUCCCCAGCUCGUAAGAUGACCGAACUACAACUUAAUAAGACAGAGGAUCAGAAUACUUUGAGUUUGAUGGCUACCGAAUCUCCGGUCUUGAAUAGAAACCCGACCUUCAGCAGUGGGCUGAACUUGACUUCCGAUCCAAGGAAAGCAGUGGAAAUUUCCGAAACUACCCUUGUCUCUCCGAUAGUGGUGGGAUCUCCGUCUAAAUCUAGCUUAGAGAAAACAGCUGCGAAGUCUUCGAAAAGAAAAUCUGAGCGUAAACCCAGGCGAACACCUAAAUCUGCAGGAAAAGAGACUUCUAGAAAAGGAAAUAGUGUAAAGGGGGCUGCACCUUUUCAACAUUUUCAAAGUGCAGGCAAAGCAAAUGCUGUUAAUCAGAAUUCUGGUUCUUCUACUCAAAUCACACACUCUACUGAGAAACAGCAAAGUCUUCAGACUCCUGUUCUUAAUUCGUUUGGUACCCUUUCAGCCCCCACGACUAGUCUACCGGAUAUGAAUUCGACUGCUCCCUCAAGCAUUUUUCGUCGACCUUUCACUGACUCGCAACAAGUGCAACUACGUGCACAGAUUUUUGUUUACGGUGGUCUGAUCCAAGGGACAGCACCCGAUGAAGCGUAUAUGAUAUCUGCAUUUGGUGGUGCAGAUGGUGGGAGAGGCACUUGGGAGAAAGCAUGGCGUGCUUGUGCUGUAAGGGCUCAGAGAAUGCGUGUUUCUAGUCCUGAAACGCCAUUGCAAUCACGUGCAGGGAAGACAGAGACCCCGUCAAUGAGUCACACCAGUAGCAAAGCGAGUUCAGCGACGAAACCCAUAAUUCCACUCUCAUCACCUUUAUGGAGUUUGUCAACUCCCCUCGAAACUUUACAAUCAAGAAGCAUUCAGAGAGGUUCAGCUGCUGCACCACUGCCUUCUUCAUCACAUGCUCAUCAAGCUGCAUCGGUUACGAAUAUUGGACAUAAUACGGCUUGGAUGUCCCCUCUCCCUUACCCCAACCCGUGGCUUGCUUCUCCGCAGACCAGUGGGUUCGAUGUUGGUUCUCGUUUCCCCGUUUUCCCGAUCACCGAAUCUGUAAAAUUGACACCCACAAAAGAAUCGUCCUUGCCUUACUCUGGCGGUAAGCAUGUUCUGAGUGGAACUUCUGGCAAUAUUUUCAAAGGGACACAAACACUUGAGCCAGCCAGUACAGUUGUAGCACCUGCUCAACACUCCACUGGGACGAAAUCAAGGAAACGGAAGAAAAUGCCAGUCUCUGUGGAGUCUGAUCCAAGCAUUUUGAAUUCGCUACAGCAGACAGAAGUAGUUGUCUCACCUCUUGUUUCUAUAUCAACACCUGUACCUAUUACAGCUGCUCCGGGUAGUCUGACUUCUAACGCAGGCACCCUGCCCAGUGUUGAUUCCAUCUCUGCAGUCCCUAUGAACCUGGUAUCUACGUUCCCUGGAAAGAAAAUGAAAUCAUCUUUGCAAUCCCCAAUUUUUGGUGGUAACCUUGUAUCUGAAGUUAAGCAGAGAUCUGUGUUACCGGCAGAUACCAUUGAUAAGCUUAAUGAGGCUAAGAUGCAUGCAGAGGAUGCUUCUGCUCUCGCUACUGCAGCCGUUAGUCACAGCGAAUACGUAUGGAAGCAGAUAGAGCAACAGAGGCAUGCUGGCCUCCAGCCAGAAACUCAAGGCAGAUUAGCUUCCGCUGCUGUUGCCAUAGCUGCUGCCGCUGCAGUGGCAAAGGCUGCAGCUGCCGCCGCCAAUGUCGCAGCUAAUGCGGCAUUUCAGGCAAAAUUAAUGGCUGAAGAAGCAUCCCUUCCUAGUGUUUCUUAUCAGGGUAAUGAACUCCACAAGUCAAAUGAUGUACUAACUCAAGGCCAGGGUACCCCUGCUUCUGUCUUGAAGGGUGAAGGUGCAGUGGUCAGCUCCAGUCCGUUCCUUAGUGCUGCCAGAGAGGCGGCUAAGAAGAGGGUCGAGGCUGCCACAGCGGCCACCAAACGAGCUGAAAAUGUGGAGUCCAUUGUUAAGGCAGCAGAACUGGCAUCAGAGGCGGUUUCACAAGCUGGAAUACUUGUUUCAAUGGGUCAUCCUCCGUCGCUCAAUAAGCUGGUGGAGGUGGGUCCAAGUAAUUAUUGGAGGCAGGCUCAAGAAUCUGAGAAAGUGCAGCCUUGUAAAGUGGGUGUAUUAGAAAAAGAAACUGAGACUACUAGUGAUAGAGGUUUUGCUAGUCCCAGCACUGCGCAUACUGAGUUGGAUGGCUCCGCGAGAACAGCUGAUGGUCUAGGUCUAGGUCUAGGUCUAGGUCUAGGUCUAGUUUCUGCCACUGGAAAGAAAACAAAUGGACAGAAAGGUCAUAUAAGUGCAGACGUGGCUAAACACACUGCUGGAGUUUUCGAGCCAGAAGUUGGGUCAAAAUCUUCGAUUGACACCCAGACUGAAAGUGAGCAGAUUAUGAGAAAAGCAAACGACGAGUGCAUCAAGGAAGGUUCUCAUGUAGAGGUUUUCAAGGAAGGACCUGAAUUAAGAACCGCAUGGUACUCUGCCAAUGUAUUGAGCUUAGAGGAUGGGAAAGCUUAUGUGCUGUUCAGUGACCUUUCUGUAGAACAAGGAACAGAUAAGCUGAAGGAGUGGGUAGCCCUCAAAGGUGAAGGUGAUGAGGCCCCGAAAAUAAGAACUGCUCGUUCUAUUACUGCCCUGCCAUAUGAAGGAACCAGGAAGAGGCGCAGAGCUGCCAUUGGGGAUCCUGUUUGGAAACUUGGAGAUAGGGUAGACUCGUGGGUUCAUGACAGUUGGUUGGAGGGUGUUAUCACGGAGAAGAACAAAAAUGAUGAAAAUACAGUGACUGUGCAUUUUCCAGCACAAGGAGAGACUUUGACUAUCAAAGCUUGGAAUCUUCGUCCUUCUCUUGUAUGGAAAGAUGGAAGGUGGAUUGAAUGUUCUACUUCAGGAGAAAGCAUCAGCUCGUCACAUGAGGGUGAUACUCCAAAGGAGAAGCGUCCUAGACUAGGAGCUCCAGCUCCUGUGGCUGAAGGAAAAGACACGAAAAUGGAAACUGCCGUUGAUCCGGAUUUAGGCAAACCGCCUCAGACUGGUGUUCUUGACCUCGGUGUUUCAGAGACUACAUUUAACAUCGGGAGAAAGGAGGGCAAUCCUGGUCCACUCCGAAUGAAGAGAACCGGUUUGCAAACGCAGGGAGCAAAAGUGAUCUAUGGUGUCCCUAAACCUGGAAAGACAAGGAAGUUCAUGGACGUGAGCAAACAUUACGUUUCAGAGGCGAGCAAUCAAACUCGGAAACAGAAGGAACCAGCUAAGGCUGUGAAACCAAUUGUGCCCCAAAAUCCAGGACCAGGGAGCUGGAGAUUGCCUUCUAAACCGAGAGAAAAACAGACAACAACAACAACGAAGCCCAAGACUUUCAAACCUGCGCCCAAGACCAAAGAGAAGCCGGUUGCUGCACCUAGGAUAAUUCCCCGCAAGGACUCUCGUAAUACAACAUCCUUAAAUAUGGAAUCUGAAGAUGCCGUUGGUCAGAGUGGAGAGAACAAAGGUCCUGCAUCAACUUCCAGGGAUCCAGCCAAGGGAACAGGGGAAGAGCAAAUCACAUCAUCUUCACAAGGCCAAGAUAGUUCCUCCUCGACCACUACUGGGAAAGGGAAAGUGGCUCCUACUGCAGGGAGGUUACCCAAGAUUGAAGAGGCCAAGGCGUUGGAUGAUAAUUCUUCAAAAGCAUCAGAUGGAAUGGAACCACGUAGGUCUGUCCGCAGGAUUCAGCCAACUUCUAGACUACUUGAAGGUCUGCAAACAUCCAUGAUGACCUCAAAGAUUCCUUCCAUGUCACACAGCAGAAGUCACCAAAGUCAAAGGAAACAGUAACUCUAGAGAUUUUGUUUUUGGCAGGCAAGUAGGUAAUGGAAGGAGCAAAAGCUAAGUGCACAUAAAAACCUAAAAGGAAGUAAGAGGCAGUCUGCUGCUGUUUGGUUCAAGCUCCGUUGUUGGUUGGGGGAGAGAUGAUAUGUUAUUGUAGGUGUGUUUUUGAUGUUUAUUUUAGUCAGAUGUUCUCUCUCUCUCUCUCUCUCUCUCUCUCUCUCUCUCUCUCUCUCUCUCUCUCUCUCUCUCUCUCUCUCUCUCUCUCUCUCUCUCAGUCGGUGUGUCUCAGUGAGAUAAGAUGAAGUAUAUUCGUGACAUUGUUGUAGGAACUAAAACAAAAGUUUUAUUAUUGCCAAGUAUCAUCAUCAUCUUCCCUGACUCUA